Messenger RNA from Crotalus tigris (Tiger rattlesnake), 6703 nucleotides. It is a transcript of the gene KCTD1, whose product is annotated as potassium channel tetramerization domain containing 1. Gene Ontology annotation, molecular function: transcription corepressor activity; transcription factor binding. NCBI's taxonomy places the organism in Eukaryota, Metazoa, Chordata, Lepidosauria, Squamata, Viperidae. Gene Ontology annotation, biological process: negative regulation of DNA-templated transcription; protein homooligomerization. The record is from RefSeq and is a predicted model, not a curated record. The coding region runs from base 328 to 2997 and encodes 889 amino acids. Gene Ontology annotation, cellular component: nucleus. The transcript is spliced from 5 exons.
AUCAGUCUCUUUUAGCGGGUGCUUGCACGGGCCAAUAUAAAAUACUACUAUGCACUACACUAUCUUUCCAUAAGACGAAGCAGUUGUGACUAUUUUCGUGAGCUCCCUCCCCACCACCACUCCACGCUUCCUUCCCAGGUCUGUCUCUCUUCUGUUUCUCCACCCCAUUCAUCGCACAGCAGCCACCGCCACUGGGAGCGCGCGGCCCCUUUAAGAGCCCAGCUUUGCCUCCCGGUAGCUGAAGGUCAUUAAACACAAAAGCUCUCCAGCGCUGCGGUCCAAUAUAGCGCAUGCGCCCUGCCCGAGGACUGGCAGGGAGACGGCAAUAUGGCGAGAAUGCCUGGCAGCGGCGGCGCCGGCGGAGACUGGAGCACCGGGGGCGGUAGCAGUGGUGGCGGUGCAGGUGGUGAGCACAAUGCGGGGGACCGGCAAUCCAGCCGGGGUGGCCCCCAUCGGCCUCUCCACUAUUGCAGCGCGGGAGAGGACGAGGACGGGGAAGACGAGGAUGAGAUACAGGAGGUGCAGAUAACGGGGGACGAGGAGGGCGCCGAUGGGGGAAUCCUGCUGCUGGACGACGACGAGGAAGACGAGGAGGAUGUGAUGAUGGGACUUGCGUGGGACCCUGAGGAGGAGCCGGGCCAUAUGAUUCGUAUGGACCAAAGCUCCAGGGCACUGCUGGAUAAAGCUGCAGCUGCUGUUUGCAGCGUCAGGGGCCGCCUUGGAGGGGUCAGGAGAGGGGGUUCAGGGGCCAUCGGGGCCGCUGCAGGUGGCGCCCCCUCGGUGCCAGUUAGCGCCCGUGGUAUGGCCACUUCGAUCGUUAGCAAAGCGGUGGCACCGCUUGCUGCCGAGGACUCAGACCCGGAGGCGGAGUUGCUCCUGCAGCGCCCCGAACGGGCUCGGCUGAGCGAGAACACGCGCUUGGCCACCCGGUACGCCGUGCGCAUCUUCCGCGAGUACCUGAGCGAGAAAGCUCAAAGCCCCGACUUCGAGACCAUGGAUAAGGGGGCGCUGUGCCGCGUGUUACGCUCUUUCUACGCCGAGGCGCGCUCCAAGAGUGGGCAGCUCUAUUCCAAGUCGUCGCUCAUCAGCAUCCGUAGCUCGCUCAACCGCUACCUCAACGAACCUCCUUAUUGCCGUACCCUCGACCUCACCAAGGACCCGGAGCUGCGCGCCGCAAACCUGACUCUGGCCGCAGUCAUCCGGAAGCUGGAGGAACAGGGCGCCGGGCCGGUGGUGCAAAAGCAAGCCAUUACGCGCGCUGACCUUCGGAAGCUGUACACCUGCAACGUUUUCAGCACGCAGAGCCCCUUCGGGCUCCUGAACCAGGUUUGGUUCGAGACGUGCAUGUACUUCUGCACGCGGGGCCGCGAGAACCAGCGCGAGCUCGAGGAGGACUCCUUCGGAUUGGCCAUGGACGAGGACGGGCGCAAGUUUGUCUACUUUAAGGCCCUGGGCCCGUAUCACAAGUCGCGCUCGUCGUCUUGGAGCAAAAAGCGCGCCGAGAGCAGCGACGAGGAGAAUUUGCCGCGCAUGUACGAAACCGGCACGGAAUUCUGCCCUUACGCCAGUUUUGUGAAAUACUUGGCGAAGCGUAACCCGCUCUGCAAGGCCUUUUUUCAGCGCCCGCGGGACCACUGCAGUGAGGGCGAUGUCACCUGGUACGAGAACAAGGCCAUCGGCAAGAAUCUGCUGGGUACCCGCAUGCAGAUGCUUUCCAAGGCGGCCAAACUUUCCAAGACUUAUACUAACCACUGCAUCGGCGCUGUCUCCAUCGCUACACUCAACAGUAUCGCCGGCAUUGGCACCAAGCUGACUUCAGGAGCCGCCGGCGGAGGAGGUCUCUACGGCCUCAACGGCAGAACCCGCCUCCCGCCCGUUCCCGCCAACAACACUUAUAUUCUCUCCAAGGACGGCGACAACCAUCCCAGCGUGAAGGCCGAAGCGGCUGCUGUUCUGGUGCCGACUAAGCGCUCCCAUGAGGGCCUGUACGCUGCCGGAGGCGGGGCCGCGGUAGUGGGAGAUGCCUGUGGCGCUUCCUCGUCCCCCAAAAGACUUUGUCUUAGGCCUGCCGAGCCCCUCGACACAGCUGCCGUGGUGGUGGUCUCGGUGAAACAUGACCCCUUGCCUCUCCUCAUACCUGAAGCUAACGGGCUGAGAAGCACCAACUCUCCCACAGUCAUUUCACCUGCAAUGGUUUCCCCCACACAGGACAGUCGGCCCAAUAUGUCAAGACCUCUGAUCACUAGGUCCCCUGCAUCUCCUUUGAACAAUCAAGGCAUCCCCACACCAGCACAACUCACAAAAUCCAAUGCACCGGUUCAUAUUGAUGUGGGUGGGCACAUGUACACCAGCAGCUUGGCCACAUUAACUAAAUAUCCUGAAUCAAGAAUUGGAAGGCUAUUUGAUGGCACAGAGCCCAUUGUUUUGGAUAGCCUGAAGCAGCACUACUUCAUCGACAGAGAUGGCCAAAUGUUCAGAUAUAUUUUGAAUUUUCUACGAACUUCAAAGUUACUCAUACCGGAUGAUUUCAAGGAUUACAGUUUGUUAUAUGAAGAAGCAAAGUAUUUUCAGCUUCAGCCCAUGUUAGGGGAAAUGGAAAGAUGGAAACAGGAUCGGGAGACAGGCCGGUUUUCGAAAUCUUGUGAAUGCUUGGUUGUACGUGUUGCUCCGGAUCUUGGAGAAAGAAUUACUUUAAGUGGAGAUAAAUCUUUAAUAGAAGAGGUUUUCCCAGAAAUUGGUGACGUGAUGUGCAAUUCAGUUAAUGCAGGUUGGAAUCAUGACUCAACGCAUGUCAUCAGAUUUCCAUUAAAUGGAUAUUGUCACCUCAAUUCAGUUCAGGUACUUGAGAGAUUGCAACAAAGAGGAUUUGAAAUUGUUGGCUCGUGUGGAGGAGGAGUGGACUCUUCCCAAUUCAGUGAAUAUGUACUUAAGCGAGAACUCAGAAGGACAUCUCGUUCAUCCUCGGUCAUUCGAAUAAAACAAGAACCUCUGGACUAAGGACACUUUUUCUUAUGCAACACCAGGGGAACCUUUUUCAUGUGCAGUUGGGACACCAAACAGCUUUAGAAUGAAAAGUUAAAUAAAGACAUGUUUAUAUAAAAUAUAGAGACCAUGCCUGUAUUCAAAUGAGAGCAUUUGGAAUAGUAAUAAUUUCAACAUGUAAAAUAUGUAUAUGUGAAAUAUUAGGUUUGCAAAAGAAAAUAAAAAUGGGUAAGUGAGGUUGGUGCUGUGAUGGCUAUUAAGUCUGCUAGGCCUUAGUAAGGCCUGAUUGACUGUGAAGAAGCCAUUGCCAUUACUAGAAGCUAACAUUUUCUGUUUUCCAUUAUUAAAUGGCAGUCUGCUUUUCAGUGUAUACACCUUGAAUCAAGUUUACAGAGAUGCCUGCUUUGGAAGUCACUGAACAGAAUUCCAGAAGAAUUCCAGAAUUCCAUUGCAAAAGAAAAGGUCAUAAACAAGGAUUUACAAUGUAGCUUGUACAGAAGUCAUACACUUCUGCCCACCUGACAGAUGUGAACAUUUUCCUCUCUUUCUAAAAAGGAUCUAGAAUUUAUUAUUAUGUAGUAGAGUGGCCCUUGUUUGAAUCUAAUGAAUUCAAAAGUGUUUUUUUUAACUUGAUAAUAAAUGAAGUACAAUAAAUUCACUGAAAAGGUACUAUUAAAAUCAGCAUUAAACAACAAGAUAUUUUUUUAAAAAAUAAUUUUAACUCACUGCGUUUUAUGCAUUUACAAGCUGCAAUGCGAUACACACUUAUCUUGAGACUCAGUCUUACUGAUCUCAUGAGAUACAUAUAGAAUUGCACUGUAAACAAUGAUGAAUUCAAUUUGGAAAAAAAUAUGAAGGCAUGAAGAAGUUAGUAAAAAAAAAAGUGGUAUCCUCAUUGUAGCAAAAGAAAAUCUGUUGCACCUUAUAGUGCUACUUUCUCUUUGUUAAUUUUAGCCUUGUUUGAAAAGGUGGCUGUAUGGUAAAAUCACAAUGCUAAUCCUAGAAUUUUAUAGAAUUUUUUUAAAGACUUGGUAAAGCAAUUAAUUGGAGAUUUACAGAAUUAUUUCUGUAAUUCUGAAUUACCUAACACCUCUGCUUGGUAUAGCUUCAUCUGUGUUUUUAGAUUUGUCCUCUUAAAUCUUAUAUUCAAUUUUUUUUUACAAAAAUGUUUUGCCUUUCUUAAAACAGGAGAGAUAUUUCCCUACCACCAUCAAUAUCAGUUAUUGAGACUUCAUUCAUUUUGUACUAAUUCAGUAAUAAAGGAAGCCAUUAGUAAACCUCUUCCAUACUAUUGCCAAGAAAAUAAUGUGGACGUGUUCAUGAAGUUACUAGGAGUCAAGUUUAACUCAAAGGAAAUAAUGCAUUAUUUUGUUACUUUAGUAUCUGAAGUCAUCUAUGUUUAAUCUAUACUUUUAUUAAAAUAGGAAAUGCCAUAUUAUCAGGACCCAUAAGAAUUUUAUUGGUUGUUGGUUCUUUUUUCCCAAUAUGGGUAGAAAAAUUACUGAGAAAACUUAUUAGUAGGCAAAAUAUGUACUGCAUUAUAAUAUGGGGAUAUAUUGCAGCUGGGAUUUCCCUUAUUUUAUUAUCUUUUUUUUCUUUACCUAUUUUUUAAUGUGAAGUUUGGAAAAAUUGAAUGUCUUUUUUUAAAAAAAAAAUGGAAAAAUAGGAGCGUGACUAAAUCUGUAAAAAUAAAAAAAAUAGUGCAUUGUUUAAGUUGGUCUUAAUAAGACUUUUAUGUUACAUGUUUUAAAGAUCCUCUUUUCAAGAACCAACAUAGUUCCCCCUUUUUUGUCCAAGUAAUAUUAACUAAGUGGGUUUGGCCUACUCUCAGAAGAGAUUGCAAGUUACACUACAGAAGCCCCAAACUGUUGAGAAAAUGAUGGUUUCCUUGCCUACUCUCAGCUGUUACAGUAUUCUUCCCCAUAAAGAAUCUUUCUAUAUACAAUCUAACACUAUUAAGACUUCUGCUCUUUUUGGUGAUACUUUAUUGGGAAAAGUUUGAAUUCAGAAUUUCAAGUGGAAAAGAAAUCCGUCUGAUAUAGCUGUAAUCAGUGAAAGCUAAAAGCAUUACCAGAGAGGGUUUUUAAAAAAUGUGAAAUAACCUAAUUACAUACCGCAAUUGAAAGAAUAAAUCCCUAAAAUAUGAUAAUGGACAAAAGCAAUCUUGUGCUAUUUCAGAAAUGUAAACUUGUAAAAUUAAUAUAACCUCAUUUAUCCAAUGGCAUAUGUAUCAUAAACAGUUAAGGUAAAAAUGAUGGAUGACAAUAAUAUUAACAUACAGUUUCAUGAGAAGGUAUACUGAAUUUGUGUUCCCAAAUCUGGACAAUAGCAGUAAUAUUGCAUUGCUGUAUUUGGAUUAUUGUUAUAUGCUUAUUUUUUAAUGGGAAUUAGUCUUAAUAGAUGUGCAUUUUUAUCUUAUUUUGCACUAUGGUAAAAUGGAAGGAACAGAAAAGUUGGAAAAAUAUUCCUUUUUAAUCUUAAUCAGUAGAAAAAUCUACAAAUGUAUAAGAAAAAUAAAAUUCAACAACACUAUCUGUACUUACAUUUAAUAUCAUAUAAUACCCCUCCAUUUUAAAAGUAGAAUGGUCCAGAUACUGAAUUUUAAGAAUCAGAUGGUGGGGUAAUGUUCUAUAUGUAGCACACUGUACUUCAUAAGAACCAAUAGACAUUCCAUUACCCCUCAAUUUUUAAAGUAGAUGGUCCAGACACUGAAUUUUAAGAAUCAGAUGGUGGGGUAAUAUUAUUUUGUUCUAUAUGUAGCACACUGUACUUCAUAAGAACCAAUAGGCUUUACGUGGUUAAAAAACUGGGUAGGAGAUUGGAUAGAAAAAUGACAGCACAUAUGUGUUGCUGAAAGUUGUUCUUCCCAUUUACAAAUGCUACAGCUCAAAUUACUGUGAUUUUUGUGUUUGAUGGGAUAUGGAAUCUUUGUUGGCAAUUCGUUCUUGUUCAGUUGUCUGAAAUAGACAUUGUAUCAUGUUCCUUUCUAAUUCUUUUAUUAGUCGGAUAAACAUUUCUUCAUUGAAUGUUACAUGAAUUGAAUUACAGAUUGUGGAAGACUGGAAUGUCGAUGAGAUUGUACUCUAGGUCAGUCAUGGAAUCUGAGGUUAUGAGCUGAAUAAAACAUGAUGCAGGGGUAACAAAAUGUAGACUUCUUGGUAAGACUGAUUAGCUGUAUACAAAGAGAGCAGAAUCUUGAACAGUCUGUUAAAUGUCAUUUGUUAAAUCAGAUUGGUAGAUAAGAGCAAUAAAUAUAUUUAAGAAAAAAUGAGCAGCUCUCUUUUUACAAGGUAAUAAUUUCUGAAAUACAUGGUGGUUAUAAUUUAGCUACAUUUUAUUUCAUCAGUGGAUGCUAUAUAUUGCUGUAACUCAUAAAAAAUGGAACAUCAGCUGCCAAGAUUUUGUAUUCUUUCAACAUGAUUUAAGUGGUACCAAAGGGUCUGUUGGGAAUAUAUACUGGAAAAAGCAUACAAUAUGAUUUCUUCAAAAUAAUGUGGCUGGAGUUGUGAAUGAAAUAGAUUUCUGAAGGCAAAUUGAUCAUUGUUGCUUAUACUGAUUUUGAAUGCAUUUUAACUAGUACAAAUACUUUUUUGUAGUUCUCUGAUGUUUAAUCUGAUUAUUUCUUUAAAGCAUACUUAGACCACCCAUUGUCUAACAUAGACAUUUUGACAUGUCUCAAAAAUGAGUCUAAUCAAUAAAAUUUGUAGAGAUUUGUUUCUUA